AUGCCCACCCUACUCAUUCUCUUCUUCAUGAUCCUUUUUCUCCUGGAGUUUAUGGCAGCAAUCCUAGGAAAUAGUUUCAUCAUCAUAGUGCUGGUCAAGGAGUGGGUGCAAUGUUGGACCCUGCCCCUUGGUGACAUGAUCUUGACAGGCCUGGGCAUCUCUCGCUUCUUUCUACAGUGGGCAGCAGGUCUUAGCAACUUCUACAGAUAUUUCUCCUCAAAUAACGGAAGUCUAUACCUUGGCAUUUUCUGGAAUUUUACUAAUGUGGCCACAUUCUGGUUCACCACCUGGCUUGCUGUUUUCUAUUGUGUGAAAAUUUCUUCCUUCACUCACCCAAUCUUCUUCUGGCUGAAAUGGAGAAUUUCCCAAUUUGUCCCCUGGCUACUUUUGUGGUCCCUAUUGAUAUCCAAUUUGAUAUUGAUCCCAUCUUUUAUAAAGAACUAUCAGACUUUGUACCUAAUCACUGGAAAUUACUCAGAAAAGACCUCUUUGGACGAUAGGACAGGUAUAUUCCAGAGGUAUUUUUACCUGCCACUGAAAAUAUUUAUUUUGUUAAUUCCUUUCUUCUUCUUCCUGGUCUCCAUCAUCUUGGUCAUUUCCUCCCUGUGCCGACACUUGGGGAACAUGCAGCAGCACAGUGCUGGUCCUCAGCAUCAGAGUAUGCAGGUCCACAUUACAACCCUGAAAUCACUUUUCUUCUUUCUCAUCCUCUAUACAUCAUAUGUUCUGCCUCUGAUCAUUGCCCUCAUAGCACCUGUUUCAGUUUACAGCUCUUGGUUUUGGGUAUGGCAGGUAGUGAUCUAUGCUGGCAUCUCCAUCCAUCCUGCUUUCCUGAUCCUGAAGAGCUCAAAACUGAGAAGGGCUCUAAAGAAGAUGCUUCAUGACCCAGAGACUGUGUGA
Vombatus ursinus (common wombat) is the source of this 900-nucleotide messenger RNA. Its product is annotated as taste receptor type 2 member 134-like. The record is from RefSeq and is a predicted model, not a curated record. Gene Ontology annotation, cellular component: membrane. Gene Ontology annotation, biological process: sensory perception of taste; detection of chemical stimulus involved in sensory perception of bitter taste; G protein-coupled receptor signaling pathway. Bases 1 to 900 code for a protein of 299 amino acids. NCBI's taxonomy places the organism in Eukaryota, Metazoa, Chordata, Mammalia, Diprotodontia, Vombatidae. The transcript has a single exon. Gene Ontology annotation, molecular function: bitter taste receptor activity; G protein-coupled receptor activity.